Messenger RNA from Perkinsus marinus ATCC 50983, 1515 nucleotides. RefSeq lists its product as hypothetical. Bases 1 to 1515 code for a protein of 504 amino acids. NCBI's taxonomy places the organism in Eukaryota, Perkinsozoa, Perkinsida, Perkinsidae. The transcript has a single exon. The record is from RefSeq and is a predicted model, not a curated record.
AUGUCGGCCAUCCGUACGUCGGCCAGCUAUCAGAACUCUAACGGGCCGGUCGCCCAAAUCUGUCGCACCCUGCGUCUCCCUAUGGAUAGGUUGGAGGGUAGCUACUAUCCCGGUGAGGUUGACCCUUUUUACCAUCUCGAUGAGUUCAGUGAGGUCAUGUUGGAAUUCUACCAGCUCGAGAAUGAACCAGAAGGCCAUCUGCAUGUUUCUGAUCGUCGUGCUGCGUGCUACCGAGAGUUUGAAGGCUUCCCAGAAUAUUUGCGGGAUAACCGCACUCAACCCAGCCCAGAAAUAAGGGAUCCCCGCAACCCGGAACACCCCCUGGACAUACAUGACAGAAACUAUGCGGCAAAAACUAGUUGGCCAGGUCUAGAAGCUGAAGCUGUGCUUCCUAUAUGGUUGGCCACCAACAUCCCGCAACUGCGCCGAAGCAGGGUGGCAUACUGCUCUCAUUUGGCUGGUGCCCCGAGUAGGAUGUUCUACAACCCCUGCACGGAAACUAUUCCGGUGUAUAGGACGGAGAGUGUGUCCCUUAUUCUCACCUUACAUGGCAACCCGUUCAUCAUGAACCCCCCGCCCGAAGCCGAGGCUAAGCUCGAUGGCCAGCAGUUGAUAGCAGAAGCUCGAGCUUCACAUCUCCCUGAUAUUUGCGAAACUCCCUCAGAAGGCCAACGUCUUAAGAUCAGAGAUUGUACUAUGUGGGGGAUGCUCCAUAGCUGCUUGGUCUUUCCUUGUUCGAAGGCGAUGAUGUGUUGUAUAUGCAAAGCGUGCUUCAAUACUGAGAGGUCGAAGGCCUCCAGGAACAAGGUCAAGUGCGGUAAGCUAUUCUCUUGCGAGGACUUCAGCUGGUACAACGGACUCCGAGCAUUUGCUAAGCAUGCAACUAAUCCGGCGGCCCACCACAUGGACGAGGUGUAUAUCGAGGGUAUUGCAAGCGAAAAUCGAUACAAUAACCUAUACCCUAUCGUCACUAUCCAAGAUGAGGCGCUCCGUGGUCUCACUAUGGCCCAGCUUAUGAACACUGUAGCCCGCGAAGACUUCCCUGGCAGCUUUGGUGAGGUGGUGCAAAGGCUGCGCAAGUUUGUGCUUGACCGAGAGUCUCUGGCCAUCGGUGAACUCGAUGAUUAUAGUCGGUCAUCCAGUCCUCUCGGUCCGGUCGGUGGCUUCCUACAGGAUAAGAUCGGAAGAGUUGUAUUUUGGCAGGCCAACGCUAGGCUUGAGUAUAUGCCGGGUUUUGAUGCUGCUCGCCCUUACGUAGUGUGGCAAAACACGUGCCCCCUUGAUCCGGAGCUAGAUGCAGCUCUAGCACGAAGAUUAGUAGAGCUGGAGCCGGGACAUGGGUUCCAAGCUCAUCCCUCCCCUGCCGAGAGCUCACUCUACGGACUGCAGCGUGCUGAUUGGGAUGACCCCGGCCGCUGGAGAGCGCCUUCCUCGCCUGUAGGAGAUAGCCGUUAUACGACAGGUAGUGAAGGAUGGAUACGAGGCAUGACUUUUUCUUUGGCGCCGAAGUAUUAG